This is a messenger RNA of Prorocentrum cordatum, 542 nucleotides long. NCBI's taxonomy places the organism in Eukaryota, Dinophyceae, Prorocentrales, Prorocentraceae. The record is from the annotation of a GenBank genome assembly.
GAGAGCACCGGUCUACAUGACAGCGACCUUCCUGACGUUCGCUGUCCAGAAUUUCUGCGGCGAGCUGCCUGUCCAUCACAGGAUCUUUAGUCUGAACGCUACCACGCUUUAUAUUUGCAGUUCGGCUCUGGCGGCGGUUGCCGCCGUGAUGGCGGUGCCGCCAGCUGGUGCUUUGCGUUCAAUGCUGAAGGCGGCGCGCGGCAAUUUCCUGGGCAAGGCCGCGGUCUCGCAGCCGCGGCCAGAGGGGCCGCAGCCGCAUCCAGCGCCCUUCGGGAAGUGCUGGUUGACUGGCGCCGCCGACGAUCUCGAGGAGGUCCACCGCGACCAGCCCAGGCUCGCCGAGGGCGAGCGGGACGGCGUGCGCCAGGGCCAGCAGGGCCAGCGUCGGCGCUGCACUCGCGGCGCGAGGAGGCGAGACGGAGACUGGGACUGUCCUCGCUGCGGGGAGAUGGUGUUCAAGACUUGGACCAAGGACCGCUGUUUCAAGCGCCGGCAGGCCCGACCCGAGGAUUCACCCGACGCGAGCAGAGGCGGGGACAGAG